UUUCGAGAUCUCUGGGAGAAUGAUGAUCUGACCCGGAGGAUCUGAUGCCGGCGGUGAGGGCAUGGCCUCAGCCACAUCAGCGGUCAGGUCGUCCAGCGACCAUCUUCGUCGGCGCCGUCUGCCUCACCGUCGCCGUCUGCUACAUGGCCAUCCUCACCAUGCUCUCCCGCAAAGUCCCGGCCGACAUCCCCACAUCGGCCGACUUCCCCGAGAGCCCUGGUGCGGCUGCAGUGACAAAGAAGCAUCCCCGUCGGUACGUCGACCCGCGCCUGCUUGAGGAUCGAGUGGAGGUGCUGGAGAAGGGGAUUGAGAUGAUGAGGAAGGACGUCCAGCGGUCUCUACGGGCAGCCGAAAGGGGUCAGCUCAUGGCCGACUUCCUCGCCGGUGAAAAUGGAUGGAUGGCAGGCACCCAUCGAUGCUUAAACAAAGAGGGUGUCCGUUCCUUCCUGCGCAGGCCCAGAGGGUUUCCCUUUGGACGCCACACCAGGGCCGCUGAGUCUGUUGCGUCUGCGGCAGCGGAUGCAGGGCGUGGAGACUGCUGUGCUGAUCAUGGUCUGCGACAGGCCUGAAUACACCACACGCACACUGCAGGUCAUCCAAGCAGCCAGACACACUAACGAUAAGCACCCUCACUGUCUGUCUGUCUGUCUGUCUGUCUGGCCACACGCAGUCUGUGUUGAAGGCGAGGAAGGGGCAGGAGGAGCUUUUCCCUGUCAUUGUCUCGCAAGUAGGGGCGGCUGAAUCGCGCGUGGCAACGGGCGGGUGGUCGCCGAUUUCCUCCCUCUCCUGCCCAUGCAGGAUGGCGUUAGCAUGGAGGAAAUGAAGGCAAUUGAGGGCUUCAGGUAGGUAAGGCGGGUGAAGACCCUGAAGAGAAACAGACACAUGCCCACCGACUGUUUCGUUGUGUGUUCAGGUCUGAGGUCUACCACAUGGUGCAUGCGCAAGACCGCCAAGUGCGCACCAAACGGGCGCAGCACUUCAAGUACUUAAACACGGCACAGCCCCUCCGCUUGGCUCGCUUCCCCUCAAUUUGUAUGUCUCUGUUGCGCGCCCAGGUACGUGUUGAUAGCCCAGCACUACUACUGGGCGGUGGAGAUGACUUUCGAGCGGCUGGGGUUCGAACACGUCAUCAUCAUAGAAGAGGACAUGGAGGUUUGGUCGCCACACAGACACAGACACAGACACAGACAGGAUACCGUCUGUUCUUUGUUUGUGUGCUCAGGUGUCUGGUGACUUCUUCGGCUACAUGCGUGCAGCGCAGCCUUUGUUGCACAGGGACCCCACCCUGCUGUGUGUCAGCGCGUGGAAUGACAACGGGUCAGGCCACUGCGGACGGAGAGGGAGACACACACAUGAGGUCUGUGUGGUGUGUUGUGGUGUGGUGUGGUGUGGCCAGGAAGGCGUCUCUCGUGUCUGAUGAGACGGCUCUCUAUCGCACUGACGUCUUCCCAGGUACACACACGCCGAAUGGGGGCAGGUGCCCAUUCCAUGAUUUCGAUGUAUGUGAAGGUUUGGGUUGGAUGUUGUCGUAUCGCAAGUGGGCGGAGGUGAGGGGAGACUGGCCAGUGCGUGAGGGAUACUGGGACGAGUGGAUGAGACACACCAUGAUCAAACGGGUAGGUACGCCGUGCCGUGUCAUCGAGUGAGUGAGACAUGCGACAUUUCACUCGUCUGUCUGUCUGUUUGCAAGCGAGCAGGGUUACCAGUGCAUCCGUCCUGAGAUCAGCCGCUCCUACACCUUUGGAGAGCAGGGCGUGGACAAUUCUUCGACACGUAAGCACUCUCGAGACACACCGCACCCUGCCAGCCCCUUUGUGCAGUCUGUCUGUCUAUUUGUUUCGUGUGUCUCGAACGAAAGGCAUCUGGGCCCGAUCCUUUUGUACGAGGGCUCGGUCGACUGGAACGCCGUCUCCCUCGCAUACCUGCAGAAAGACGCAUUCGACCAACACAUACAGGCAAACAGAGACACAGCAACAGAAAGGCAUCCCUCUCCUCACCAACCAGCCCCUUACCUCUUGCCCAAUAUGUGCAGGACCUAAUCAUGAGGUCACAAGAGGUCGACAUCGCAGCUCUCCUUGCCAGCCCAUCCCCACCAGCACCACCCCCUAGACCAUCCUCGCCCAGUGGGCGAUGCCUCAAGGGUUCGGUGCGGAGUGCCUAUGAGUUGAGGAGGGACUGGCUGCAGUUGGCGCAUCGGUUCAGUCUGAUGGAGGAUCUGAAG
This is a messenger RNA of Vitrella brassicaformis, 2221 nucleotides long. NCBI's taxonomy places the organism in Eukaryota, Vitrellaceae. The record is from the annotation of a GenBank genome assembly.